Messenger RNA from Anoplophora glabripennis (Asian longhorned beetle), 1271 nucleotides. RefSeq names its product zinc transporter ZIP1 (gene Zip88E). NCBI's taxonomy places the organism in Eukaryota, Metazoa, Arthropoda, Insecta, Coleoptera, Cerambycidae. Bases 181 to 1182 code for a protein of 333 amino acids. Gene Ontology annotation, molecular function: zinc ion transmembrane transporter activity. Gene Ontology annotation, biological process: zinc ion transmembrane transport. The record is from RefSeq and is a predicted model, not a curated record. The transcript is spliced from 4 exons. Gene Ontology annotation, cellular component: plasma membrane.
CAGUUUUUCCUUAUCAAAUGUUUGUUUUGUGCAGCAGAAUAGAUAAGAUACUAAACAGCGUCCUGUUUUUUAUAUUUUUUGUGCUUUAUCACUUCUUAGAUAGACAGUUUAACAUUAGACACUCUUAAGGACUAACAAAUCAGUAUUAAUUUGUGUAAUGUGAUAAAGUAAUGAGUUAAAAUGAAUUUAAUUCAAACACAAAUUGUAUCAAUAGUCUCGCUAGGCUUAGCAAGCAUAUUCGUUGGACUGAUACCAGCAAGUUUCGCGAAUCGUGGUAGGCAACAGUGGCCGCUGUUGCUUUCCAGCCUCUUAUGCUUUGGAGGAGGUGUGCUUUUAUCCACAUCUUUGGUCCAUAUACUCCCUGAAGUUAGAGAGGUAGCUCCCAAAGAAUACAAACCGUACACGGAGUUAGUAUUCUGUGGAGGCUUCUUUAUUUUGUACAUGAUAGAUGAAAUUGUUCACUAUUUCUAUGGCGACACUCAGGAGGCAAAUAUCUUGCAUAAUUCGCAUAAACCCAACCCUACACAUCGAAGACAUUCUACCACUUACGGAGCUACAGAAAGAAAUUCGUUACUGACGCCUCAGCAACAACCUCCAUAUAACCCCUCAUUUCACAGGGUGAGAAGUGAUAGUGUGUUGUUUGUAGACAAUGCCCCUUCGCAGUUGUGUCACGUUGGACACCAGGAACCCUGUCACACAGCGCCUACUGCCAAUGUAGGCCUUCUGGUGGCGUUGUCGGUGCACGCUUUGUUGGAAGGAUUGGUAGUGGGGCUGGAGGAUCUGUCGGGGAAGGUGUGGCUUAUGCUUGGAGCAAUUGCCUCUCACAAAUUGGUUGUGGGUUUCUGCCUGGGAAUGGAACUUGCGUCUAGUCCAACGAUCAAAUUCUGCAGGCAUUUUGUAUAUAUAUUCAUUUUUACGUUAGGAUCUAUAAUUGGUAUCAUUAUCGGAAUGUUCAUUACAAAUAUUCCAAGUGGACUGAAAGAUAUAGCUAUACCUCUAUUACAGGCUCUUGCUGGAGGUACUCUUUUGUAUGUGACUGUGAGUGAAGUGCUACCAAGAGAAAGAGCACGGUGGCAUCAGCAGCAUGAGAAAAGAAGAGCCGGUAUAUGCCAAUUUUUGUCUGUCAUUAUAGGAUUUGUACUUAUGACUGCACUUAGCAAAUACCUAGAUCUUGAUGGAUGAAGAAGCGUUUUAUCAAUAGGUUUUAUUAAAAUGACUAAACAAAUAUAGAUUUUAUUUAAUUAUUUUGAUUUUGUGUAUGUUUCUAUUGU